This is a messenger RNA of Clupea harengus (Atlantic herring), 2331 nucleotides long. RefSeq names its product adhesion G protein-coupled receptor F5-like (gene adgrf3a). Gene Ontology annotation, cellular component: membrane. The record is from RefSeq and is a predicted model, not a curated record. Gene Ontology annotation, biological process: adenylate cyclase-activating G protein-coupled receptor signaling pathway; cell surface receptor signaling pathway. Bases 118 to 2331 code for a protein of 737 amino acids. NCBI's taxonomy places the organism in Eukaryota, Metazoa, Chordata, Actinopteri, Clupeiformes, Clupeidae. Gene Ontology annotation, molecular function: G protein-coupled receptor activity. The transcript is spliced from 15 exons.
CAGUUCAGACACCAGAGACAGUCUCAUGUUCAAAGUACAGACUAUGGAUAUUCUGGUCAUAUUUACACAUUGAAUUGUAGUCAUUUCUUCAAAACCUUGGCAUCAAGAGAAAUAUACAUGGAGCUGUUACUUCUGAUGAGCCUGAAUUCCCUCCUUCUUUUCAAUGCGUAUAUUACCUCAGCAGAAUUGAAUUAUCUAGUGCUGCAUGCUGAAAUCAGCAUUGAGGACAAUGCAGAGGGACACUUAACAGAACUACUUCAGACCUUUCCUAAUGUCACACAUGGAAGUGAAAGUAUUAGAGAGAUUAAGACCACCAGAGAUUGCCAGGAAGUAGAUAAAACUAAUAAAUGUGAGUGCACAAAAGACUUUAAGGAGGAUGAGGACAAUGACAACCUGUGUAUCCCUGAAAAAAGAGUCUCAGUCAAAGGAGAAAUUGUCUUGAAAGAUGAACCCUAUGACAACAAACUCACAGAUCGAGCCUCUGAGGAGUUUAAAAAACUGAGCAAAAAACUGACUCAAGAGUUAUCAAAAUGUUACAGUAGACUGAAAUGGUUUCGAUCCCUGAACAUUUUGCAUUUCAGUAAGGGCUCUGUCAUCGUAGUUUUUGAGAUGACUUUUGAUACCAAUGAAGGACUAGAGAAAAUUGAUGAAAUAACCGCCAGCUUGCAGAACACUUCUGGAGAAACUACACUUGUUACUCAGGGUUUUGUCACAAUAACAGCACCAGACUAUACAGUGAAAUUUAAUACAUCGCAGAAUCUUAGCUGUCAAACAAGUCAACCCAUAGGGCAAUUUACAUGGUUCUUGGUCUCCUCGAAAGACGAAAACAAAAUUGAAAUCCAUGGAGGGACAGAGGUGAAAUUCAUUGAUAAGCCACCCAACACUCAAAUUCGACUUGAAUACACCUCAUAUAUCUGGAGAGGUAAAUACAUAUGUGAAUUUCAGCAGAAAUCAGUGAAACACCAAGCUCAUGCCUUUUUAGAUGUAGCCCUCUUGCCAGUAAUAGAUAUAUACACCAAACCUCAGUUUCCCAACUGCAAGGAAGCAGAUGAGGUAAAUGUAAAGGUGACUUGUGCCAUUACAAAUACCACUGAACCAUAUACAGUUACCUGGGAAGAUCCUGACUUCAUCCCUGAAGAUAUCAAGUAUGAACGUGGUGAUCGGUUGUACCGCAUACGAAAAACCAUAAAAUGUAAAGAAGAAAAUUACGAGGUUUCAUGUAAUUUCACAAACAGGCUUAAUCAAUCUCAGCUUCAGAAAGUCACUAUUCCUGUCAUCAAAACGAACUCACCCGUGUGCAACAAGGAUGGAGACUGGCCACAGGCCAAGGCUGGUCACACGGCCACACUGCAAUGUGAGGGUGAUCAAAGAGGGGAGAGGACAAGGAAAUGUUCGAAAGACAAAACCUGGGCAACUGAGAUUAAUAAGUGUGUAAACAUUGACCUGCAGGACAUAGCUGGAAAGGCUGAGAACCUUGAGAGAGGCCUCGGGAAGUUCACAGAAGUAGCUUCAAAGGUGUUCGAGGACAUGAAGGCAUCGACACAAAGAAGCAUAAACUCUGCAGCAAACAUUGAUACGUCAGUGUCCAUUUUUGGAACCAUGAGCAGGGUAUCCGUCGCAAAGAAUGAAUCUCUGGGUGAAACUGUGUUACCUGAUUUUCUGAUAUCUGCAAGCAACAUCAUAAAUGAUUCACUGAAGGACUCCUGGAACCCUGACUUAGCUGCGGAUUACCUGAGUAAUGUUAAUAAUUUAUUGGAUCAAUCGUAUCCAAGUGAAGAUUUUGAAGACAAAAAAGCACCAAACAUAAAACUGAAGCUCUAUGACAGAUCAAACCGCGGAAAGGUCUACAACGUAAGCAUGGACUUCGACAUGGACGCUGGCUCAUCAGCAAAUGUCACUGGAUUCCGAACACUAGGGGAAUACCUGCCACUUCAAAUUGAUAAUACAACUACAGAGCUGGAACCCCGUGCCACAGUUCUACGAGUUAAUGCUCCAAGUGCCAAGAAGGUUACAUUCAAAUUUAACAAUGUCAAUCGAACCAAGAACCAUGAAUUGCACUGUGUGGUUUGGUUGCCUGACAAGAAGACAUGGUCCAGCAAGGACUGUAAGUGGGGUGGUGCAGGCUCAGACGAGUGUGAAUGUAAGCUCAACAGUGGUGUCAGAUCAGACCGUUAUAAAGGAGGAUCAUUCACAGUGCUGAUGUCCAAACACCCGGUGAACAUCCCCUAUGUGGACGACCUGACUACCAUAGGCCUGGGCGUGUCCAUCGUCUCUCUUAUUUUAUGCCUCCUGAUUGAGUUUGCUGUGUGGAACUCAGUGGUCAAAGGCUGA